AUGACGCUGUACGAGACAAUCAGUAGGUACAAGAACAACAGAAGAGUUCUCCUUCUCAUAGUUUACAUAGCUCUUUUCCUAGACAACAUGCUGUUGACCACAGUAGUUCCGAUAAUACCUGAAUACCUCCUACGUAUAUCGCAUCCUAAUCAGACGCAGCUGUUGUUAUACAACAAACCCACAGAAGAGGAUGAACAUAAGAUCGAAAAGAGACAGAUUUUGUGGGAUGACGAUGCUUGGGAUAUCCCAACGCUAGGUGAGGAAGCGGAUGAAGAACUUUUGGAACAGAAGACCGUUACUCCACCGCGGAAGCCAGAUAAAAAUCGUAAAACCUCUAAACAAAAAAUCAAAGAGCCUUCAAAGGAACUUUCGGCUGUCCAAAGGCCAAGAAUGCGUCCUACUCCACCGCAACUCACGGUUUCUUCGAGUCAACAGAAGGAGAGGCACGAAAUCCUAGCAAAAGAAAACGUUUUCGUCGGACUGAUGUUCGGCUCAAAGGCUCUUGCACAGCUCAUUGCGAAUCCGUGGAUAGGUCCUCUGACCAACAAAAUCGGCUACACCCUGCCGAUGUUCGCGGGAUUUGUUAUAAUGUUUCUGUCGACAGUCCUGUUUGCGUUCGGUUCCUCUUAUGGUACGCUGUGGUUCGCAAGGGUCAUGCAGGGGAUCGGUUCUGCAUGUACAAGCACUUCUGGUAUGGGAAUGCUUGCACAGGCGUACCCCGACGAUCUGGAAAGAGGAAGUGCCAUGGGUAUUGCGCUAGGUGGUAUAGCUUUAGGAGUUCUCAUUGGGCCCCCUUAUGGUGGUCUGUUGUACAAGUGGGCCGGAAAAGAGCUGCCUUUCAUCAUUCUUGCUCUAUUAGCUUUAUUUGACGGAACGUUACAAUUCCUGGUACUUCAGCCGAAAGUCGAUCGAGGCGAACCAGAAGGUUCAACGAUUAAACAGCUGAUAAAGGAUCCGUUCAUUAUUGUUGCUGCAGGUGCCAUAACAAUAGGAAACCUCGGAAUAGCAAUGUUGGAACCAUCUCUGCCGCUAUGGAUGAUGGAAACAUGGCAAGCGGGAUCAUUCGAAAGGGGAGCGGCUUUUCUACCAGCCUCUAUUUCCUAUCUGGUUGGAACGAACGUAUUUGGUCCACUUGCCCAUAAAAUCGGGAGAUGGCUGUCAGCGUUUAUUGGACUCAUAGUGAUAGGAUUCUGCCUGUUAGCUAUUCCAUCGGCUACAUCAAUCAAAGGGCUUAUUUUCCCUAAUUUUUUCAUGGGAUUCAGUAUCGGAAUGAUCGACGCGUCGAUGUUUCCUCUGAUGGGAUAUCUUGUGGACUUGCGUCAUGUGGGUGUCUACGGUUCCAUCUACGCCAUUGCCGAUGCCGCAUUCUGCUUCGCAUUUGCACUCGGUCCAUUCUUCUCAGGACCGCUAGUGGAAUCGGUUGGAUUCCCCACGAUGAUGUACCUGAUUGCAACGAUUAAUUUUGCGUACGCUCCUCUGAUGUUCCUUCUACGUAAUCCGCCACCGAUAAACAGGGAAGAGGUGCCACAAAACCAGCAAGGAGUUCUGUAUGGAGCAGAUGGGGAUGCAAAGGCUUUGAGACAGGAUGUCACACGCAUGGAAGGAUACCAAUACGAUUAUUAG
Molecule: messenger RNA, 1623 nt
Organism: Ostertagia ostertagi
Lineage: Eukaryota; Metazoa; Nematoda; Chromadorea; Rhabditida; Trichostrongylidae
Source: the annotation of a GenBank genome assembly